AUGUCGCCCUCUGCCGAGCCGUUCUCGCCCCAACCCGCAGACCAGAGCGCAGCCCUCAAGGCGCGCGUCCCGCUCGGCUGGCGCGAUGCCUGCGGCAAGCUCCUCAUCCCGCUCAACGUGUGCCGGCAUGAGAACCUCUACGCCACCUGGAAGUGCGACGAUGAGCGACACAUCUACGAGAAGUGCCAGUACGACGACUACCUGUCGCGCAUGAAGGCGCUCUCGAAGCAGCGGGCGGCGCAGGCCGACGAGUAG
Molecule: messenger RNA, 255 nt
Organism: Rhodotorula graminis WP1
Lineage: Eukaryota; Fungi; Basidiomycota; Microbotryomycetes; Sporidiobolales; Sporidiobolaceae
Exons: 6
Coding region: 1-255 (84 amino acids)
Cellular component (GO): mitochondrion
Source: RefSeq, a predicted model, not a curated record